This is a messenger RNA of Exophiala aquamarina CBS 119918, 1008 nucleotides long. RefSeq lists its product as uncharacterized. NCBI's taxonomy places the organism in Eukaryota, Fungi, Ascomycota, Eurotiomycetes, Chaetothyriales, Herpotrichiellaceae. The record is from RefSeq and is a predicted model, not a curated record. The coding region runs from base 1 to 1008 and encodes 335 amino acids. The transcript has 3 exons.
AUGUUUCGGACAACAGCCGCCCGCUCCCUUCCGCGAUCGUUGACCAUUACUCCCCGAACAGGCCUCUGCAAGAACGUCCUUUCAGCCUCGUUGAGAACCUCAGCUCGUCCAGUCAGAGCUUCCAGGCUACUGGCGCUCACGACCGUACAACCUACGCAAAAGGCUCUGGUCCGCUAUGCUACGAACAACGCCUACGCCUAUGACAAGAAGAAGGCAGAGGCAGAGUUGGGGAAGCAAUUGAUCCGUGCAGGCCAUGAGGGUGUAUCCACGGAAUCAUCGAUCCACCCCGUUACUGGCGAAGUUGGCCUCAAGGAGGAAGAGCAUGAUGUGGAUAUGAUGGCAGGGAUUCGCAGCGAUUUUAACACCAUUAAGGAAACUUUUACCCUCAGAGAAGUGCCCCGUGAAGCGCUCUAUGUUGGUUUGGCAGGUGUCAUUCCUUACCUGGCAACAUCUCUUACCACGGUCUACCUGUCUUUUGAUAUUCAAUACGCCGCCCACCACGGACAGGGAUUCUUCUUGUCCGGCGAGGUUGCUGAACAACUUUUGCACAUCAUUGAACCCAUCCAGCUUGGUUAUGGUGCUUCGAUCAUUUCCUUCCUUGGUGCCAUCCAUUGGGGUCUUGAAUGGGCCAAAUUUGGAGGCAACCAAGGCUACGGACGGUACUCUAUGGGUAUUGUCGCGACGGCGGUAGCAUGGCCUACACUUCUUCUUCCUGCAGAAGUUGGUCUUAUUGCCCAAUUUCUUGCCUUCACCUUCUUGUACUACAAUGAUGCCAGAGCCGCCGCUCGAGGCUGGGCCCCAUCAUGGUACGGAACAUACCGAUUCGUACUGACUUUCAUUGUCGGUGCUUCGAUUGUUGCCUCGUUGAUCGGACGUGGCCAAAUUUCGGAUUUGGUCACACGACCAACAGGUCCAACCGAGAGAUUCCGAGCACUCCGAGCUAAGCAGUACGCAGAGCUUGAAGCUGAGCCUGAAGGCGAAGCUGAGGAGGAAGAGGAGGAAGAGUAG